Molecule: messenger RNA, 378 nt
Organism: Westerdykella ornata
Lineage: Eukaryota; Fungi; Ascomycota; Dothideomycetes; Pleosporales; Sporormiaceae
Product: Sm-like ribonucleoprotein
Exons: 3
Coding region: 1-378 (125 amino acids)
Biological process (GO): P-body assembly; spliceosomal snRNP assembly; nuclear-transcribed mRNA catabolic process
Cellular component (GO): spliceosomal tri-snRNP complex; U6 snRNP; P-body
Molecular function (GO): U6 snRNA binding
Source: RefSeq, a predicted model, not a curated record
AUGCUUCCUCUCUCCCUCUUAACCGCCGCUACAGGCCACCCUAUGCUCGUCGAACUAAAAAGCGGCGAAACCCUGAAUGGCCACCUCGUCAGCUGCGACACGUGGAUGAACCUCACUCUGAAGGAGGUCAUACAAACGAGCCCCAGCGGUGACAAGUUCUGGAGGCUGCCAGAGAUUUAUGUGCGAGGAAGCACCAUCAAAUAUCUCCGGGUCCCAGACGAAAUCGUUGAAGUGGUCAAAGAGCAGCAAGCCAGAGAACAGGCAAGCCGGGGCGGUCGGGGAGGAAUUGCGCACAGGGGAGACCAUCGCGGCGAUCGUGGAGGCCGGGGCGGACGUGGACGUGGUCGCGGGAGAGGACGAGGGGGCGGCGGCGCAUGA